AAUCAGAUUUAUUUUCUUUUUCUCGUUAACCCAAAACGGCGUCGUAUCAAUCGUCGAUUUAACAACGACAGAUCUUUCUCCUCGCCGGCGUUACUCAACACAAAGCCUCUGUUUAUUGAGCCUCGUCGGAGAUUUUAGUGAAGCACGAAACAAAACCCUUUUCGCAUCUACGUCAGGAAUCAGAUUUUAGGGUUUUGGCGUUUUGUUGAAACUAUAAAAAUCGAUGGCGAAUACUCGAAUCGAACCCGGUGUUCCCAUUACUCUACAAGAGCUUUAUCCUUCUUCUCAGUUUUACAAGGAAGCUGUUUCACUUAGAGUUACAGGAAUGUUGAGUGGAUAUUCAGUUGAAACAGCUAUAGGUGUUAUUGAAGAUGGAGGCAAAAGUCUUAAAAUCAAUACUCAGAACCUACGAGAUAUUAGUUUCAGGGUUGGCUCCAUUUAUCAGUUUAUUGGAGAGCUUCACAUUGAGCCCAAUAAUGAGGCUCGAACAGGAAGAAAUGUGGAUGGAAUCGAUAUGAACCUCUACCGUAAAACAGUUGAACUCCUAAGACAAUUUCUAAAAGAAGAAGGCAACAGCAAUAUGGUUGAAUAAAGCUAAUUAUCAGUUGCUAUCCAAGUAACAUAACCCACCCACAUUUUCAUAUUUUGUUCCUUUAUUAUCUUGUCUUUCACUUGUAGAUGAAUCUUAGAAUUGGUGGAUUUGUUUUGGUCUGCUUUUUCAUAUGAGUAAUUUUCUGAAACGAAUGUGUUUGAAUUUGGCUAACCGGGAGGGAAUCUG
Arabidopsis lyrata subsp. lyrata is the source of this 778-nucleotide messenger RNA. RefSeq names its product CST complex subunit TEN1. Gene Ontology annotation, molecular function: single-stranded DNA binding; telomeric repeat DNA binding; telomerase inhibitor activity. Lineage: Eukaryota; Viridiplantae; Streptophyta; Magnoliopsida; Brassicales; Brassicaceae. The coding region runs from base 224 to 592 and encodes 122 amino acids. Gene Ontology annotation, cellular component: CST complex. Gene Ontology annotation, biological process: negative regulation of telomere maintenance via telomerase. The transcript has 4 exons. The record is from RefSeq and is a predicted model, not a curated record.